Messenger RNA from Cyanistes caeruleus (blue tit), 363 nucleotides. The record is from RefSeq and is a predicted model, not a curated record. Lineage: Eukaryota; Metazoa; Chordata; Aves; Passeriformes; Paridae.
AGUGAUGCAGAUAGAAUGUAUAAUUUCAUUUUAUUUUUUUGUUUCAAUUUCCUUACAGGGAAAGAUGUGUUUGAGGCAUUUUAUAAGAAAGACUUGGCUAAAAGACUGCUGGUUGGAAAAAGUGCAUCAGUAGAUGCUGAGAAGUCCAUGUUGUCAAAACUUAAACAUGAAUGUGGUGCAGCUUUUACCAGCAAACUGGAGGGCAUGUUCAAGGACAUGGAACUGUCCAAAGAUGUCAUGGUACAGUUCAAGCAGUAUAUGCAGAACCAAAGUGACCCAGGAAAUAUAGACCUGACAGUAAAUAUAUUAACUAUGGGAUACUGGCCAACUUACACACCUAUGGAAGUCCACUUAAAUUCAGAG